Suillus fuscotomentosus is the source of this 1451-nucleotide messenger RNA. RefSeq lists its product as uncharacterized. The transcript has 6 exons. The record is from RefSeq and is a predicted model, not a curated record. Bases 78 to 1244 code for a protein of 388 amino acids. NCBI's taxonomy places the organism in Eukaryota, Fungi, Basidiomycota, Agaricomycetes, Boletales, Suillaceae. Gene Ontology annotation, biological process: positive regulation of mitochondrial translation.
GUCCGAUCGGCUUUCUUCAACAGUAAAUCAUCUAUAGCUUAAAGCUUCAGUUUUGGGUCUGCACUCGUCCAUCCUCCAUGAACGGUUUCUGCAGAGAACUCAGGACUGCUAGUUUUCGAACAAACUUGCGCUCAUACUCUAAUCAUACUAGUCUUGCGUCUGCAGCAGCACAUCGUAACCGCUGGUUCCUCUAUACCCGUGCUUUCUCUGCUUCUGUAGAUGUAGAGCCUUCGGAUACACCAAAACACAAGCCAAAAGCAAGCACACCACUUCGUCGUAGUGCGUCUGCAUCGAUACCCAUUCGCUCCAACCCGACACCUACUAGAAGUUCUAUCAAGCCUGUGAUCACUCUUGCGACAGCAGAACGAUACCUAUUGUCAAGACUACGUUCUCGUCUUCCGGAUGCUCAGACACUUCAUGACUCCUGGUGGGUUCCACAAUGGGGUGACGGGGGCGAGAUUUUUGUGUUCUCAAAUGGAAGUUUUGUGUGCUGGGGUCUUGGAGAGGGAGAAGCGCGACGAUUUGCACGAGAAAUCCUUGCCCCUAGUGAGGUUGGCCGGUUAAAGGAUCCAGAGACAGAGGAACUGGAAUUUGUAACAGAUCCAACAGAAAAAACUCGGAUACAAGGAGAUUUAAUCAUACUUGGACGUGUAGCACCACUCGAAUACCCUGAAAAUGCCCCUACCGUACCGCCAGUUUCCCCUGCACUCCCCGCAGAUACCCUUCUGGCACGAUAUACAUUCUCCCAAGCACUAUCGCGUUCUACAGCUCUUUCAGGUCUUGAAGAAUCGCUUGAGGACUAUCUCUCCUCCGUAGCACUUCUCCCGCACUCCCUCGAGAAGACGGGAAAGCCUGGUCUGAGCAGGGAAGCCCUUAUCAAGAAGCUCGGAGCGCUUAUGAAGUUUCGCCAGGGCCUUAAUCUCAACAGGGAGAACUUCUCUGAUACCCCAGACUUGUACUGGACUGAGCCUGAAUUAGAAGGUUUCUUCAAAUCGAUGACGACGGCUCUCGAAGUGAAGGCAAGAACCAACGCGGUCAAUGAGAAAAUCACCUAUGCCACAGAGGUGCAAUCAACUCUCCGUCAGCUACUUACGGAGUCAUCUACUCAUCGGAUGGAACUUGUGAUCAUCGCCCUUAUUGCUGUGGAAGUUGUCAUCGCUCUGAUACGGGAUGGCCCCGAACUCUGGCAAAUGGUUUUUGGAUCAUCUCAUGUUGAAGAUAAGAUACCAGCACCUCAUUCAUAGGUGAUCAAGAUCCCUGGUCCUCAUUGGGCAGGAAUCUUUACGAUUUGUGGGUGCUGUUCUGAAUUCAGACGUCAUUCGUGUUGAUCGGAUUGACCCAGAGCUCCACCUUAGUACAUUGCAUUAUGUAUUUACACUAUUCAACACUCGCAAGCUUGCACAUAUUUAUCGUGGUCAAUCUCCACUCAAUCUACAUUGUUGUGUCGUUUC